Lottia gigantea (owl limpet) is the source of this 474-nucleotide messenger RNA. RefSeq lists its product as hypothetical. The coding region runs from base 1 to 474 and encodes 157 amino acids. The record is from RefSeq and is a predicted model, not a curated record. Lineage: Eukaryota; Metazoa; Mollusca; Gastropoda; Lottiidae. The transcript is spliced from 2 exons.
AUGGCAAAUAAAAUACUAGAUCCAAUCUUUAGAUUAUACGAUCCUAUUCGUUAUUCAUUUUACAAGAAAAAAGAGGAUUAUAUUAUAAUCUCACCAACUGUUGGUUCUAAAUCCCAAUUGAAUGAUGGUGGUAGAAUUACCUUCGAAAUAAAUUCAUUAUCGAAUUGGUUGCUUCUUUCCGAUGCUUAUUUCAGAUGUGAUUUCAAAAUUAAAGAUGGAACUCAGAAUCAAGUACCACAAACUAAUACAACGUUAGAAAACAAUUUCUUUCCAUCUUUAUUUAGCGAGAUGGUUUUGGAAGCUGGUUCAAAUGCGAUAGAAACAAUCAAACACCCUGAGAAAUUCGACACAAUGUUGAAAACAGUUUUAUAUCCUAAAGAUUUCGAUUCAGUCUCAGGUUGGAUACCCGAUGUUGGCGAUGGAAGAGUGUUAAAAGAACCGUUUACUAUGAACAAUAUUAUCUUAUUUUUUUAA